Molecule: messenger RNA, 720 nt
Organism: Micromonas commoda
Lineage: Eukaryota; Viridiplantae; Chlorophyta; Mamiellophyceae; Mamiellales; Mamiellaceae
Product: glyoxalase
Exons: 1
Coding region: 1-720 (239 amino acids)
Molecular function (GO): lactoylglutathione lyase activity; metal ion binding
Source: RefSeq, a predicted model, not a curated record
AUGCCGCAGGCGCUCGCCCGCGUCGCCGUCUCUGGGCUCGGGGCCGGGGCUACCCUCGACCCCGACUCCCGUCGCCCCGCCGCGCGGCGCACCCCGGGACCUUCGCGCGCCCGGUCGUCCCGCGCGGGAUCUUCCGUCGUCGUCCACGCGUCGGGCGACGGCGCCGCGCACUCGGGCAUUGUCGAAGAAUCCGUCGUGCACGGCUCCAGCCUCGCGUCCGUGGGCAUCUCCACGCGCAAGAAGUCGGUCAUCUCCGAGCCCCGCAUCGGAACGGAUCCCCGCCCGCUGAGCGAGCGCAUCGGCAUCCAGGGGGUGCACCACGUCGCAGUCAUCGUGCGCGAUCUCGCCGUCUCCAUGGAGUUCUACCGGGAUUUCCUCGGCCUGCCCGUGAACCCCGACAGGCCGAACGAUAAGCUCCCGUACGACGGCGCGUGGCUGAUGAUGGGUCCGGAGAUGGUCCACCUGAUGGAGCUGCCGAACCCGGAUCCGACGGACGCCGAGUUCAGGCCCGCGCACGGGGGCAAGGAUCGGCACUUUUGCAUCGGCGUGAAGGACCUGGCGCCGCUGACGGAGGCGCUGGAAAGUAGGGGGGUGCCGUUCACCGCGAGCAGGAGCGGUCGACCGGCUAUUUUCUUCAGGGACCCGGACUGCAACACGCUGGAGGUGGUGGAGGGGCUCGAAUGGCGGGACAAGAGCAGCCCUCGGUUCGUCGCUCGAUGA